UGCAUCGCUUGUCUGUUCAUCCCUAAUUCUCUAGUAAAAUCCCAUCGAAUUCUCCAGGAAGAAGCCUGAUUUCGAUUUCUUUAAGCGAAUUCUCGAGGAAGAAGAGCGAUUUGUAUCUUGGAUUUGUUGUAUUCCGCGAGCUAGUUCAUCUGACUUAUAGAUUCUACAGCGAGGAGCUAGAAGAGUAGGAGUGGAGGAAGAAGAAAGUCAGGGAUUCACUAGAUCUCUUCUUUGUUUGCCCUAAUUUUGUCAUCAGAGGUUGGAUUUGUGAUGGCAUUAACUGCAGAAUCGCAGUUCCAUGUCCUGGCUGUGGAUGACAGCCUCAUUGAUAGAAAACUCAUUGAGAGGCUUCUCAAGAUCUCGUCCUUCCUAGUGACCACAGUUGAUUCUGGAAGCAAGGCUUUGAAGUAUCUGGGUUUGGGAGAGGACGAUGGAAGUGCAGCUCCCUCUUCUUCUGAACAGCUUGAGGCUGAGGUGAAUAUGGUGAUUACAGACUACUGUAUGCCUGAAAUGACUGGUUAUGAUCUGCUGAAGAAAAUUAAGGAAUCAUCAUCUUUGAAGAACAUACCAGUUGUCAUAAUGUCAUCUGAGAAUGUGCCUGCCAGGAUUAACAG
This is a messenger RNA of Phalaenopsis equestris, 614 nucleotides long. Its product is annotated as two-component response regulator ORR9-like. The record is from RefSeq and is a predicted model, not a curated record. Gene Ontology annotation, biological process: phosphorelay signal transduction system; cytokinin-activated signaling pathway. Lineage: Eukaryota; Viridiplantae; Streptophyta; Magnoliopsida; Asparagales; Orchidaceae.